GUUCUUGUUAAAACCCCUUAGCAUGUCGCUGCGCUUGCUUACAGGACAUGUAGUUGUGACAAAUUCCUUGGUAGUUUUCAAACGGUAAUGCUAAUGACAACGACAACCAGACUCGAAAAUGAGAAGUUAAUAAACUUCUUAAUUUGUCAUUUUAUCGUCGUUUAGUAAAACAACUCUUCAAGGAUAAAGUCGGGGACCAAGAAUGUAGCGACUCCUGGACACUGCAGUAAUUCAUUCUAUCAAGCUAACAAUGUUAGCUCAUGCAAUAACCUGCUUCUUCGCCUCUUAAGGAAAAAAAUAAACAAACAAAAAAAAUGACUAGUUAUUAAGCAGAGUUUAUCGUCUGCUUUAUUAAGCUGCCAAAUAACUUUAAACGAAUUCGUAUAUCCUCUACUCAACAUAGCUUUCUGGCUGGUAUUUUCCCACUAAAACUAUACAGUUUAGUUUUAAUUAAAGGAGUCAUGGCUGACGACCCUCAGAGAAACUUUCGCUCAGCUUACUAUGAGAAAAUGGGCUUCAGGGGCGUGGAGGAAAAGAAGUCUCUAGAAAUACUGCUAAAGGACAACCCUCUAGAUCUGGAAAAGCUGAGCACCUUUAGUCAAAGGUUCCCGCUUCCCUCCAUGUACAGGAUUCAUGUGUGGAAGGUGCUGUUAGGGAUCCUCCCUCCCCACAGUGACUCCCACGCUCUGGUUGGAGGUUACAGGAAGGAGCAGUACCAGGACAUCAAGGAGGCUUUGGAGGUGAUGCGGUACAUAAACUCAUCCACGCCGUCAACGCACGUGUACCUGCGCAUGUUCCAGCUGGAGAACCAGGUGCUGCCGCGAUGCUCCGAGACGUUACCUCCAGAUGAGGAGAACGAGGACUUCCUGGCAGUCAGCAGAGCCAUGGAGGAGAUUGUGGAUGAUCCGGUGGACUGCUACUGGCUCAUCAAAUGUUUUAUUACUCAGUUCUACACAAAGUUUGGGGAUUCGGUUCCACAUCUGCCAAAGAGCCUGGAGCAUUACCUGAGCCAGGAGGAGCCGCGGCUGCUGACCCACCUGAAGAACACAGGAGCGCUGCUUCAACUGCCCUACAGCCUCUGGUUCAGACGCUGCUUCGCCGGCUGUCUGCCCGAGUGCAGCCUGCAGAGGGUUUGGGACAAGGUGAUCAGUGGCUCCUGUAAGAUCCUGGUGUUUGUGGCCCUGGAGAUCCUGCUCAGCUAUAAGAUCAUGCUGCUGGGCAUCAACCGGCCAGAGGGCAUGGUCAACUUCCUGUCUAACAUCCCGCAGGAAAACACGGACGCCAUCGUGACGAAAGCCGUGGAGCUCUGGCAGAAGUAUUGCGGGAACCCGGUUCAUGCUGUGUGAGACAUUUCCCAGAAUCCCUUGGGGGUGACUAAGCUGGACAUACUUUUCUCUGGGAAAGAAAAAAACUGACUUUUUCGCAGAAGAAGAGGGCGACCAGGAGGAAACUUAUUUUUUUAUAAGUUUUUUCUUUAAGAAAUUGUGUACAUCAUUAAAGACUCACAAUAAAUUAAUACAACAUGCA
This is a messenger RNA of Oryzias melastigma (Indian medaka), 1527 nucleotides long. RefSeq names its product TBC1 domain family, member 7 (gene tbc1d7). The transcript has 7 exons. The coding region runs from base 462 to 1346 and encodes 294 amino acids. Gene Ontology annotation, molecular function: GTPase activator activity. NCBI's taxonomy places the organism in Eukaryota, Metazoa, Chordata, Actinopteri, Beloniformes, Adrianichthyidae. Gene Ontology annotation, biological process: negative regulation of TOR signaling; activation of GTPase activity. The record is from RefSeq and is a predicted model, not a curated record.